Molecule: messenger RNA, 11871 nt
Organism: Pediculus humanus corporis (human body louse)
Lineage: Eukaryota; Metazoa; Arthropoda; Insecta; Psocodea; Pediculidae
Product: ciliary dynein heavy chain, putative
Exons: 41
Coding region: 1-11871 (3956 amino acids)
Biological process (GO): microtubule-based movement
Cellular component (GO): dynein complex
Molecular function (GO): dynein light intermediate chain binding; ATP binding; ATP hydrolysis activity
Source: RefSeq, a predicted model, not a curated record
AUGUCAAAAAUUUUUCUUUUUUUACUAAAAGUAUUAUUUAAAAAUAAGAAUAAAAUUUCUUUUUGUUCAGUUAUUCAGUGCAGCGCGAAAAAACUUUGCAACGAUUUUGUCAUACCAAAAAAAGGAAAGGAUGUCGUCAUUGACGAACAAGAAUUAUUUUCUGUUCCGAAAGAAUUGGUGGCACGUCCUGUUCUCAAAAGGCAUUUACCUAGGUCAUACGCACCUAAUUUUGAUAAAAAGCGUACAAAAUCAUAUGCCGAACUUCGUAGAGAAAGAGAAGAAUUUCGAAAAAGGCUUUUGUUACUCAUAUUAAAAAAAGAUGAAGUUCAAGCUCCUCCUGAUGCAAUACCUACAAACGAUGACAUGAAAGUCCUUCGUUAUUAUUAUUACAUUCAUAAUGGCGUCGAUACAAUUCAUGCAUCAUCAAUAAAUCAAUCAUGGCUUGAUCACAUAAUGUUAAUUAUACCUAAAAAACUUAAAUAUUGGGAAGAAAUAUUAAAUGAACUAUUGGAAGAAGUCAAAGAGGAAUAUGUACUUUGUAUAAAAAAAUCAAUUGUGGAUUUUGUUUUGACAGAUCCAGCAGCUGAUAAUAAAGGUUUAAAAGAAUAUGAUUCGGAAGAUAGAAGAGAUGCUAAAAGAGUAUGCAAGGAAUUUGGUCUCACAUAUCAAAAAGUUAAAUUAAAAUUGUUAAAAAAUCUAUACUUGAUCAAUCCUUGCAUAGCACAAGUUUUAGAUUUAUGGCACAAACAAUACCUUUCGUUAAGAUUGGUCAGAGUUAAAGAAUUGACAAAUGCACAUGAAGCCUUAGAUUUACCUGCAUUUAAAUAUUUUACAAAUAAACAUAUUGAAGAAGCGAAAGAAAUAUUGCAAAAUAGUUGGUUUCCAACCAUACAGAAUUUUUUUCUUCAGGGAAAUAAAAAAAAAUUAAUACCAUCUUCUGAUAAUCAUAAAAAAAUUAAAAAAUUUUAUGAUUGUUUGGCUGAAGUUAUGGCUUAUCAACUUCAAAGUCUUUGUAUUGAUUCGAUAAAGGAUUACACGGAAUUUAUUUGUGAUGUUGGGUACCAAAAUCCUGGAUUGAGAAUUGGAGUUUGUUUAAGAAAUAAAAUGAUUGCUUUUGAACCGAGUUUUCAAAAUUUUCGUUCUGCCAUACUUGCCGUCUAUGAAUUGAUGGUUAUAGCCGUGAGCAAUAUGCCCAGGCUUGAAAAUAAAUUGUACAUGGAUUGGGACAUCGGCGAGGACAUAUUAAAACCCCUCAUAUCGGAUGAUUUCGUGGAUUUGAACAAAGCUCAAGUUAUAAAAACGUUAGAAGAACAGAGAAUCGGACCCGAAUUAAGAAUUCAAGAUUUUGAUGAUUAUAUUGAUUUAAUUAACUGUAAUACUCAGGAUCAUAUCAACGAAUUUUUGUCUAAUCCCCACGAUUUUGAAGCUUAUUGUACGUAUGUCAUUUUAUACCAUGAUAUAGCAGGAAAUAUUCCUCUUUCGAUUGAUCAUACCAUUACAAUGGGAAUGUAUGAAAUUCUUCGCCACGAUUUAAUUGAAUCAUUAGUAAAUAAUGCAGAAUCUUUUCGUAAUCAAAUUUUAAGUAGAAUGACGAGUGAUAGCCAAGCCAUAUGCAGACAAAUAGGAGAAGAUUAUCAACACAUAGCAGAAAAAGCAUUAAAAGUUCCAGAAUGCACGGAUGAAUUAAUGCAACUUAUUGCAUACGUGAAUAAAAUUGAAACUGUGACUCUUUUCGAGAUGGAAGAACGUUUGAGAGAAGUUAUGAAAUAUAUUCUUUUUUUGUCAGAUUACGUCACUUUUUCCUCUGUAGAAUUGAAAACCAACAACAUAACUUAUCAGUGGUAUGGUCGUAUGCCUUCCAUAUUGGAAGAACAUAGGAAAAUGGUCGAGUUGAAAACGGCGGAAUUUCAAGAAGCUCUUAGGGCUCGCAUAAAAAAAUUUGAAGAAGAUUUAGAUUCUUAUGCUAGACAAGUCGAAGAAUUUCAGACUUUUGGUGAUAUUGAAGAUUUGCCCAAAUAUUAUAAAAAAGCGCUAACGUUAGAUGCACGCCUUAUGAAAGCUACGGAAUUGAUUGAUGAAUUCAAUGCAGAAGAAAAAGCUUAUGGCUUUGACGAGUCAUAUUAUCCAGCGAGAAAACAAAUCAGUGAUAAAUUGGCACCGUAUAAAAGAUUAUACGAAACUGCGACUGAUUUCUUAAACAAAUACGAUUUGUGGAUGAACAGUAGAAUCGGAUCGUUUGACCCGGAAGAAAUCGAUCAAGAAUCGGGAACUUGGUACAGAAUCGUUUAUAAACUCGAGAAACAAUUUUCCGAACAACCGGAAACGAAAAGAUUAGCCGAAACCGUACGAUCCAGAAUUGAAGAAUUCCGCGGACAUUUACCCAUAAUUCAAACCCUUGGAAAUCCCGGAAUGAAAUCGAGACACUGGGAAAAAGUUUCCGAUAUUAUUGGUUUCCCACUUAAAGCAGAUGAUUCGCUGACACUGUCUAAAAUUAUUGAAUUGAAUUUAGAAGAAUUCAUUGCGAGAUUUGAACUUAUAUCGGAUUUUGCGACGAAAGAAAAUAAUUUGGAAAAAGGAAUGGAAAAAAUGAUAAAAGAAUGGGAAGAAAUGGAUUUCGUUUGUAAUCCAUACAAGGAUAGCGGCACAUACAUUUUAUCAUCGGUCGAUGAAAUUCAAUUACUACUCGAUGAUCACAUUGUCAAAACUCAAACAAUGAAAAAUUCACCCUACAUAAAACCAUUCGAACAGGAUAUUUUAAAUUGGGAAGCAAAACUUAUGCUUUUGCAAGAUAUCCUUGAUGAUUGGUUAAAAGUACAAGCGACUUGGAUGUAUUUGGAACCAAUAUUUUCUUCUCCCGAUAUUCAAAUGCAAAUGCCCGAAGAAGGAAGAAGAUUUAGCGCCGUUGAUAAAACUUGGCGAGACAUAAUGAAAACGGUUAUUUUGGAUACAAAGGUAUUGGCCGUUGUUGAAAUAGAAAAAAUGUCAGAAAGAUUAAAAAAAUGUAACGGAUUGUUGGAAUUGAUCGAACGGGGUCUCAAUGAUUAUUUGGAAAAGAAAAGAUUAUACUUUUCCAGAUUCUUUUUCUUAUCAAACGAUGAAUUAUUGGAAAUUCUUUCUGAAACGAAGGAUCCAACUAGGGUACAACCUCAUCUGAAAAAAUGUUUUGAAGGAAUCGCUAAACUACGGUUCACGGAAACGCUCGAAGUUACCACGAUGAGAUCGAGUGAAGGAGAAGAAGUACCUUUGACUGAUCAUAUAAAUACAGCUCAAGCACGAGGUCAAGUUGAAAAAUGGCUUCUCGAAUUGGAAAGAAGUAUGGUUAAAAGUGUUCGUUUUACAAUAGGUGCUGCUAUCGAUCAUUAUGUAACCAUUCCAAGGCAUGAAUGGGUAUUGCAAUGGCCAGGACAAUGCGUAUUAUGCGUUUCAGCAACUUAUUGGACAAAAGAUGUUCAUCAUUCGAUAAAGAAACACAAAUUACCACAUUAUUUUGAUGAAUGCAAUAGAAAUUUAGAAAAAAUAAUUGAAUUGGUCAGAGGAAAAUUAAGUUUGCAAAAUCGUAUAACCCUCGGUGCUUUGGUUGUCAUUGAUGUUCACGCUCGAGAUGUUUUGUCGGAUUUGAUUAAGCAAAAUGUAGAGCAAGAGAAUGAUUUCCAAUGGUUGGCGCAACUUCGAUAUUAUUGGGGGGAAAUCGACUUUACUGUUUGUAUGAUUAAUUCCGUUUUGUUAUACGGUUACGAAUAUUUGGGUAAUUCUCCUCGUUUGGUAAUCACUCCUCUUACCGAUCGAUGCUAUAGAACACUGUUUGGUGCCCUAAAUCUUCAUUUAGGAGGUGCUCCUGAAGGCCCAGCCGGUACAGGAAAAACGGAAACUACAAAAGAUUUAGCCAAAGCGGUGGCCAAACAAUGCGUCGUGUUUAAUUGUUCAGACGGUUUGGAUUAUAUUGCAUUAGGAAAAUUUUUCAAAGGUCUCGCAUCUUGCGGUGCUUGGUCAUGUUUUGAUGAAUUUAAUAGAAUCGAUUUGGAAGUAUUAUCCGUGGUAGCUCAACAAAUAUUAACGAUUCAACGUGCCGUCAAUGCAGAAUUAAAAACUCUCGUUUUCGAGGGCACAGAAUUAAAACUCGAUCCCACAUGUGCCGUAUUUAUCACGAUGAAUCCUGGAUAUGCUGGUAGAUCCGAACUACCUGACAACUUGAAGGCGCUUUUCAGAUCCGUGGCCAUGAUGGUACCGGAUUAUGCUUUGAUAUCAGAAAUAGUAUUGUACUCUUAUGGUUUUAUCAAAGCUCGACCUUUGGCCGUGAAAAUUGUGGCGACAUAUCGGCUGUGCUCGGAACAAUUAUCUUCUCAAUGCCAUUACGAUUAUGGUAUGAGAGCCGUCAAAUCAGUUUUAACGGCUGCCGGAAAUUUAAAAUUGAAAUAUCCGGAUGAAAGCGAAGAUAUUCUCAUGUUAAGAUCUAUAAAAGAUGUUAAUUUGGCUAAGUUUUUAAGUCACGAUAUACCAUUAUUUCAGGGUAUUGCAUCAGAUUUAUUCCCCGGUAUUGAUUUGCCCGAGCCGGAUUAUACCGAUUUAAAUCAAGCAGUUUUUGAUGCUUGCGAUACGGCUAACAUUCAGUGCACUCCUCCAUUUUUGGAAAAAGUUCAACAAAUAUAUGAAAUGAUGAUUGUGCGUCACGGUUUUAUGAUAGUGGGUUUGCCUUUUGGUGGCAAAACAACGGCCUACAGAAUGUUAGCUGCCGGUUUGGAAUUAAUAGAGCAACGUGGUCAAAUGAACGAGCAUAAAGUUGAAAUAAUCGUAAUCAAUCCUAAAAGUAUAACAAUGGGUCAGUUGUACGGGCAGUUUGAUCAAGUGUCACACGAAUGGUCCGACGGAGUUUUAGCUGUUAGCUACAGGCAAUUUGCUCAAUCAACUAAUGAUAAUAGAAAGUGGCUAGUGUUUGACGGGCCCGUCGAUGCGAUUUGGAUAGAAAACAUGAAUACCGUUUUGGACGAUAAUAAAAAAUUAUGUCUAAUGUCAGGUGAAAUUAUUCAAUUGGCUCCGACGACAAAUUUAGUUUUUGAGCCGAUGGAUUUGGAGGUAGCAUCUCCAGCCACAGUGUCCAGAUGCGGAAUGAUAUACAUGGAACCGUGUACGUUGGGUUGGGAACCUUUACUUCAAUCUUGGAUAAACAAUUUACCGGAUAUUAUUCAAGACAUACAUAAGCACAUGUUAAAAGCCACAUUUAAAAGAUUUUUGGAGCCAUUGUUGUGGUUUGUACGUAAAAGCGGCGUUCGUGAAAUAGGACCCACGUCUGAUUCUAAUUUAGUUAGAUCUUGUACGAAUUUGUUCGACUGUUAUCUGGAUGAUUUUCGCGACGAAAAGUAUAUGGAAACAAUUUCUGAUUUAGAUGCAAGAGCUCAAUUAGAGGGUGUAUUUUUUUUCUCGUGCAUUUGGUCGAUUGGUGGAGCUUUAGAUACCAAAAGUCGUGAAAAGUUUAACUUGCUAUUUAGAGGUUUGAUGGAGAAAACAUUUCCACCAUAUUUGAAAAAAUUAUUUGAUUUACCUAUGGAUGUACCACCUCCCGCUAAGAAUUAUAUUUUUACUAUACCUUCCGAGGGUUCAGUAUAUGAUUACAGGUUUAUCAAAGAAGGAAAAGGAAAAUGGAAAUUAUGGUCCGACGAAUUACAAAAUGUUCCUCCGAUACCACGUGAUAUUCCUGUUAAUCAAAUAAUAGUAACCACUGUCGAAACUAUUAGAAACAUAGCCAUCAUGUUGCUUUUAACAACUCAAGGAAAACAUUCAAUGUUUGUCGGUCCUACGGGUACAGGGAAAUCCGUAUACAUAACCGAUUUCCUAUUGAAAAAAAUCCCGAAUGAUGUGUACAAACCAUUGUUCAUAAAUUUUUCAGCUCAAACUUCAGCCAAUCAAACUCAAGACAUUAUAAUGGGAAAAUUAGAUAAAAGGAAAAAAGGUGUUUACGGACCUCCUUUGGGAAAAAAAUGUGUAAUUUUUGUCGACGAUGUGUCAAUGCCCAUGAAAGAAACAUACGGAGCACAGCCUCCGAUAGAACUCCUCAGACAAUGGCUUGAUCACUCUAUUUGGUAUGAUAGAAAAGACAUAGUUCCAAUGAAAUUAAUAGAUAUUAUACUUAUGACCGCCAUGGGACCACCUUCAACUGGAAACACGGUUACUCCCAGAUUUUCAAGGCAUUUUAACGUUUUGAGCAUCGACGAAGGGUUUAGCAAAGAAUUUGAUCCGUGCAUAGAUCAAAUCGUUGGUGCCACUUUGAAUAUAUACAAAUUGAGUUUAUCCAAUUUAUUGCCGACUCCUGCAAAAUCCCACUAUUUAUUUAACCUUCGUGAUUUUUCCCGCGUGAUACAAGGCGUUUUACUCUCGGUACCGGAAGCUAUGGAAGAUUUGAUGGCUAUCAAAAGACUUUGGGUUCACGAAGUACUUCGGGUUUACGGUGAUCGACUCGUUGAUGACAAAGAUAGGGCUUGGCUGGUUAAAACUCUUCAUUACAUUUGUAAAGAAGAUCUAUUGGAAGAUUUAAAUAAAAUGUUUGCUCAUUUAUUAGAACCUGGAAAACCGGAAAUAACGGAUAGUCAUUUUAGAAAGUUGAUAUAUUGUGACUUUGCAAAUUUAAAAGCCGAUACGCGACAUUAUACCGAAGUCACCAAUUUAGAUCAUUUGCGCAGUGUCGUCGAAGGUUUUCUGGCCGAAUUUAACAACAUGACAAAAAAACCGAUGAACUUGGUGUUGUUUAGAUUUGCCAUAGAACAUUUAUCAAGAAUAUGUCGAAUAUUAAAGCAACCUAGAUCUCAUGCUUUGUUGGUGGGCGUGGGUGGAUCCGGAAGACAAUCAUUAUGCAGACUUGCUUCCCACAUAUCUGAAUACGAUUUGUUUCAAAUCGAAUUAAGUAGACAAUACGGACGUUACGAGUGGUACGAGGAUAUUAAAAAUAUUCUUCGCAGAGCUUGCUCAUCCGAAUUGCACGUCACUUUCUUAUUUUGCGAUUCACAAAUAAAAGAAGAAUCCAUGGUGGAAGAUAUAAAUAAUUUGUUAAAUUCUGGAGAAGUUCCCAACAUAUUUCCCAGCGAUGAAAAGGCUGAUUUAUGUGAAAAAAUGAGACGAAUCGAUCGUGCAAGGGAUAAAUCAAUGCAAACGGAUGGGAGCCCAGUAGCGUUGUACAAUUUAUUCGUUCAAAUCGUUCGAGAGCAACUUCAUAUUGUUUUAGCUUUUAGCCCCAUAGGCGACGGUUUUAGAAAUAGAAUACGUAAAUUUCCAGCACUGGUAAAUUGUUGUACCAUUGAUUGGUUUCAACCGUGGCCGCAAGAUGCUUUAUUAGCCGUAGCAACGCGGUUUCUCGGUGAAAUAGAUUUAACUACCAAAGAAAGGCACGUGGCUAUUGAAAUGUGUCAAUUAUUUCACAGUUCAACUGAAAAGCUUUCCAAAGAUUAUUAUUUAAGGCUUAGGAGACAAACAUACGUGACGCCUACUUCGUAUUUGGAGCUGAUAAAUACAUUCAAAGAACUUUUGCAAAAAAAAAGAGAAGAAAUUUUAAAAGCUAAAAAAAGAUAUGAAGUUGGUUUAGAAAAAUUAGACUUCGCAGCCGGUCAAAUUUCAGUUAUGCAAAAUGAUUUACAAGCAUUGCAACCUAAAUUGGUUGAGGCUGCAUCAGGCGUGCAGAAAAUUUUACAACAGGUUGAAAACGAUACGAAAUAUGCUGCGGAAACGGAACUUUUGGUUAAAGCAGAUGAAGAGGUAGCCAUGAGUCAAGCAUCGGCAGCUCAGGCCAUUAAGAGCGAAUGCGACGCCGAUUUAGCAGAAGCUCUACCUAUUUUAAAUUCUGCUUUGGAGGCUUUAAAUACUUUGACUCCUGCCGACAUUACGGUAGUCAAAUCAAUGAAAACUCCACCCAAGGGCGUUAGAAUCGUUAUGGAAGCCGUUUGUGUUUUAAAAGGCGUAAAACCCGAUAAAGUCCCGGAUCCAUCAGGAACGGGAAAAAUGAUUGAAGAUUAUUGGUCUUCUUCGAAAAGAGUUUUAGCCGAUAUAAAAUUUUUGGACAAUUUAAUCAACUACGAUAAAGAUAAUAUCGAUCCUAAAAUUAUUCAAGUACUGGAAAAAAGAAUUUUAACGGAUGAAAAUUUCGAUCCGGAAAAAGUCAAAACCGCUUCAACCGCAGUCGAAGGUUUGUGCAAGUGGGUAAUUGCCAUUGCAAAAUAUGACAAAGUAGCCAAAAUCGUGGCUCCGAAAAAGCAAGCUUUGGCGAAAGCAGAAGCCGAAUACGGGGCAGCCAUGUCAAAAUUAGAAGCAAAAAGAACUCAGCUACGGGAAAUCCAAGAAGAAUUGAGCAAUUUAGAAGCGAAACUUCGUAAAAAUCAGGCUCACUUUAACGAAUUGCAAGGUACGGCAGAUUUAUGCGCGAAAAAACUUCAAAGAGCCGAAGAAUUAAUCAAUGGUUUAGGUGGAGAAAAAUCACGUUGGCAACAAACUGCCAAAGAUUUGGGAAUCACGUAUCACAAAUUAACGGGUAACAUUCUCGUCGCUGCUGGAGUUGUAGCUUAUCUCGGACCAUUUACAAUGCAAUUUCGUUCGGAACAACUUGCCGAUUGGGUCAAAGCUUGCCUGGAAUUUGGAUUAGAAUGUUCUAAAGAUUAUCAGUUGACUGCCAUUCUCGGAGAACCCGUUUUAAUUCGUCAAUGGAAUAUUUUCGGAUUGCCGAGCGAUCUUUUUUCAGUAGACAAUGCAAUCAUAAUAAAAAAUGCCAGAAGAUGGCCAUUAAUGAUUGAUCCGCAAGGUCAGGCAAAUAAAUGGGUGAAAAAUAUGGAAAAAGCAAACAGUUUAGGAAUCAUAAGACUCACCAAUACGGAUUACGUCAGGAUUUUAGAAAAUGCCAUACAGUUUGGACAACCGGUUUUGUUGGAAAAUAUCGGAGAAGAAAUUGACGCAGUUUUAGAACCCGUUUUACAAAAGCAAAUAUUUAAACAGGGAGGUGUCAUGUAUUUAAAAUUAGGAGAUUCGGUCGUCGAAUUCAAUCCGGAAUUUAGAUUUUACAUAACGACGAAAUUAAGGAAUCCGCAUUAUUUACCGGAAAUUGCCGUUAAAGUCACAUUGAUUAAUUUCAUGAUCACGGCCGUGGGUUUGCAGGAUCAGUUGUUGGGAAUCGUUGUAGCUAAGGAAAGACCCGAUCUCGAAGCAGAAAAAAAUCAAUUAAUUAUUCAAGGAGCGGAAAAUAAAAAGCAAUUGAAAAACAUUGAAGAUAAAAUCCUUGAAAUAUUAUCGUCGUCCGAGGAUAAUAUUUUAGAAGAUGAAACUGCCGUACAAGUUUUAAGCUCGUCAAAAGUUUUGGCUAAUGAAAUACAAGAAAAACAAGGGGCAGCGGAAAUAACGGAAAAAUCCAUUGAUGCAGCUCGUUUGGAAUACACGUCAAUCGCUGUUUACUCGAGCAUUCUUUUCUUCACAACAACUGUAUUGGCAAACAUCGAUCCCAUGUAUCAAUAUUCAUUGGUUUGGUUUGUGAAUUUAUUUAAAAUGGCGAUCGAUAAUACGGAAAAAUUAGAAGAUGUGGAGGCCAGAUUGGAAGAUCUUAAAAAUUAUUUUACUUAUUCGUUAUAUGUGAAUAUUUGCAGAAGCUUAUUUGAAAAAGAUAAACUAUUGUUUUCUCUUCUUUUGUACAUAAAUUUAUUAAAAGAAGAUAAUUUAAUAGACACGGGAGAAUGGAUGUUUUUACUCACGGCGGGAGUCGGUUUGAGCAAUCCAUAUCCGAAUCCUGCAAAUGCCUGGUUACCAAAUAAUAAUUGGGACGAAUUGUGUCGUUUAGACGAGCUUCCGACUUAUAAAGGUUUGAGAGAACACUUUACGAAAUAUGUUCAAAAAUGGAAGGAAUAUUUCGAUUCUGUAGAACCACACAAUUUUCCUCUUCCCGAUCAAUGGAAUGAAGCUUUGAGUAGUUUUCAAAAGCUCAACGUUUUACGUUGUUUGAGACCGGACAAAGUCGUAACGGCCAUUCAGUUAUUCGUAAUGGAUGGAAUGGGUAAAAAAUUCAUCGAACCUCCGCCUUUUGAUUUACUAUCGUCUUUCAACGAUUCUCAUUGUUGCAUUCCAUUGAUAUUUAUAUUGACUCCCGGUUCGGAUCCCACGGGAGUUUUACUUAAAUUUGCCGACGAUCAAGGAUUUGGCGCGAGCAGAUUAUUUUCAUUGUCUUUGGGACAGGGUCAAGGGCCGAUAGCAAUGAAAAUGAUUGAUGAAGGAGUCAAAAUGGGGAAUUGGGUCGUACUUCAAAAUUGUCACUUGGCUAAAUCGUUUAUGCCGACGUUGGAAAAAGUUUGCGAAGGAUUACUUCCCGAUAGCACGCAUCCAGAUUUUCGAUUGUGGCUCACGUCGUAUCCGGCAGAACAUUUUCCCGUUGUCGUUUUACAAAAUGGCGUUAAAAUGACUAACGAACCUCCCAAAGGUCUUAGAAAUAAUAUAAUGCGAUCUUAUUUAAGCGAUCCGAUAAGUGAUAUGGAAUGGUUCGAAAGUUGUAAACAGAGUCAAAAUUUUAAAAGACUCCUUUACGCGUUAUGUUUUUUUCACGCAAUAGUACAAGAAAGAAGAAAAUUUGGACCUUUGGGAUGGAACAAUCAAUACGAAUUUAACGAAACGGAUUUGAGAAUAAGCAUUCUUCAAUUGCACAUGUUUUUAGAUAAAUACGAGAAUGUUCAAUUCGAUGCUCUUCGAUAUUUAACCGGGGAAUGUAAUUACGGUGGAAGAGUUACGGAUGAUUGGGAUAGAAGAUGUUUAAAUACGAUACUUAAAAAAUUUUAUUGUCGGGAACUUUUGGAAGAACCUCAUUAUUUUUUCGAUCCCACGGGAACGUAUUACACUCCAAAUGAAAAAGAAUACGAAGCUUAUCUUGAAUAUACUCGCGGUUUACCAUUGAUAACGCAUCCAGAAGUAUUUGGCAUGAAUGAAAAUGCAGACAUGAUAAAAGAUCAUCAAGAAACUAAUUUACUUUUAUCAUCCGUUUUAUUGACUCAAGAUACGUUAACAAGCGGACAAGGAAGUGCGUCUUCGGACACGUUAGUAUUCAACAUCGCCAAAGAUAUCCUGGAUAAACUCCCGGGGGAUUUCAACAUAGACAAAGCUCAAGCGAAAUAUCCCACACUGUACGAACAAUCCAUGAACACGGUUUUGAUACAGGAAAUGGGAAGGUUUAACGCAUUGCUCUCCCGUAUAAGAGAAAGUUUGCAAAACGUUCAAAAAGCCGUUAAAGGAUUUAUCGUCAUGUCGUUCGAAUUGGAAGAAGUUUUUCACAGCAUUCUCACGGGUCGGAUUCCGGGUUUGUGGAGGAAAAAAUCAUAUCCGUCAUUGAAACCACUGGGCAGUUACAUACAAGACUUUUUAAAAAGAUUAGAAUUUUUAGAAUCGUGGUUCGAAAACGGUGCUCCCCCUACGUUUUGGCUUUCCGGUUUUUUUUUCACACAGGCUUUUCUCACGGGCGCUCAACAAAACUACGCACGAAAAUAUAAAAUCCCAAUCGAUUUAUUGGUUUUUGAUUUCCAAGUGAUGAGAGUGAAAAAUAUUACCCAGCCGCCCGAAGACGGCGUUUACAUUUACGGCCUUUACAUCGAUGGUGCGCGAUGGGAUUAUGAUGCACACAUAUUAGAAGAAGCAUUUCCGAAAGUUUUAUACGACGAAAUGCCAACCAUGUGGUUGGUACCCAUUCGUAAAACGGACGUAAAAGAAAGACUUAUUUACAUUUGUCCCGUUUAUAAAACGGCAGAAAGACGAGGGGUACUAUCAACGACGGGUCAUUCGACUAAUUUCGUCAUAUCGAUGUGGAUACCGACGUCGAAAAAACCAGAACAUUGGAUAAUGCGCGGUGUUGCACUUUUGUGUCAGGUGUCGAUAUAA